AUGGGAUCCAACUACUGGAACAACAACAGCUGGUAUGAUGCCUCGUCACCGCAGGACCAGGCCUCGUCGCCAUCCGGAUACUCCUUCGACUAUUAUCAGUCACAGCCUUUGGUCAGAUAUGGUAGUUCUGGCAGUAACUCUCAGGCUUCCACCAGGGGCCCCGAGUCACCUACAGACGGCAGCUACUACACUCUGCAUGGCUCACCAACUAUGGACGAUGGUAUGUACCAGCAAAGCUCUAGCUAUCAACAACAUUACACCUCUGGUCAGACAAGGACUGGAGAAUCUUCUGUGCCACGGGGCGAAUCUGGAAAUGACUGGCCAGUCUCUUGCCUUCACCCUGGUUGUACUGCUCGCCCUUUCAAGCGUACAGCCGACCUCAUUCGUCACUAUAAGAACACGCAUGCUCCUGAAUCGAGCAAGGAUGUUUAUCUCUGUGACUAUCCUCGGUGCACUCGCUUCCGUGAGCCAUUCCACCGUCGCGAUCACUUCCGAGACCAUCUCCGCGAGUACCACUGUGAAGAUAUCAUGAAGCGCGGAGCCACUGUUAACGAAGAGUGGCUCGAAGGUCGCUAUACUCCUUCAACUUGGUGGCGCUGUCCCCGAUGCCUUGUCAGAGUCAACAUCUCAAAGCACGGCUACGAAUGCCCCGGGUGUAAGACAUCGUGCGAAUCUAAGCGCAAGGAGAAGCGCCGCAGUCGAUCUUGA
Molecule: messenger RNA, 708 nt
Organism: Fusarium redolens
Lineage: Eukaryota; Fungi; Ascomycota; Sordariomycetes; Hypocreales; Nectriaceae
Exons: 2
Coding region: 1-708 (235 amino acids)
Source: RefSeq, a predicted model, not a curated record